UGAAAUAAUGAUGUGGCAAAUCAAGCAACAACUUCUUGUAGCUUGCCAUUGGAAUACUUUGUAGCUUAAAUAGGUUGUAGCCUUAAAAAUUAACAUGACAAAGCAAGCUACAAGCCUUUGUAGCUUACCAUUGGAGAUGCUCUUAGAGCGUCCCUCCCAAUUCCAAGAGUUCUCAUCGCCCGUGGCUCUCCAAACAACAACAACAACAACACCAAAAAAAAAAAAAAAAAAAAAAAGUAGCGAGCGUGGCAUACACCGCCAUAUUGCUAAGAGCCUAAGACAGUUUUUCAGUUCCAACGCUUUCCUUUUUCUCUCCUUCCUCGCUGUCUCUCUCUUCUUCUGAGUGUGUGUUUUGAUCUUCAAUCCACCACCCUUUGCUGGCGUUUACCGUUGUAAUACUCCAUUACUUUUUAUUUAUUCCCAAGUUCAUCACAAUUUCUCAUUUACCCAGAUCUGUGUCAUUUUUCACAGUGAUUCCUUGAACCAUUGCAUCACUAGUUUAUGCAAUUUCAUUUUCUGGGAUUCAUUGGUUUUCCAGAUUUUUAAGCAUUUAAUCGAUAAUCAGAGGAACUUGUUCUUGGGGUUUUGUUACACCAAAAAUCCUACAUUGUGUUCAAUGGGAGCUAAAAUUGAUGUAUGAUUGAAAAGCAUCAAAAGGGUUUUUGUUAGAUUUUUCUGGGAGAUGAUGUUCUGGAGGGAUAGGGAGAGAGAUAAUAACAAGGAGCAAAAUGGAGGGCCACUUUCACUUUGUGGGCAGGUUCGAGUUCUUGUAGUUGGAGAUUCAGGUGUGGGAAAAACUUCUCUUGUACAAUUAAUUACUAAAGGUUCUACAGUCACUCGUCCUUCUCGAACAAUAGGAUGUUCAGUUAAUGUGAAGCACAUUACUUAUGGAAGCCCUAGUAGUUCCUCAAAUAGCAUUAAAGGUGAUGCUGAAAGAGAUUUUUUUGUUGAAUUAUGGGAUAUCUCAGGCCAUGAGCGAUAUAAAGACUGUCGAUCGCUUUUCUACACCCAAAUUAAUGGUGUUAUUUUUGUUUAUGAUCUUUCACAACGGAGAACAAAAACAAGUUUGCAUAAGUGGGCUGCAGAAAUUGCAGCAGUUGGGACUUUCUCUGCUCCAAUGGGGGUUGGAGGUCCUGGUGGCCUUCCUGUCCCAUACAUUGUUGUCAGUAAUAAAGCAGAUAUUGCAGCAAAAGAAGGUACUCAAGGAAGCAGUGGUAAUCUUGUGGAUGUGGCUCGGCAAUGGGUUGAGAAGCAGGGGCUUCUUCCGCCAAGUGAGGAAUUGCCACUGACUGAGAGUUUCCCAGGCUAUGGAGCAUUGUUAGCUGCUGCCAAAGAAGCAAGGUUUGAUAAAGAAGCUGUGACGAAGUUCUUCCGCAUGUUGAUAAGAAGGAGAUAUUUUUCAGAUCAAUUACCCCCAUCAAAUCCAUGGUCAAUUUCACCAAUUCAGAGAUCAUUUCAAUCAUCUGAUGAAAUAACAAGUAGCAACGAUCAAUCCGUAAGCCGUACAAGUUUAAGCGGGGAUCCUUACAAGUACAAUGUGCUUCCUCCCUUGCCCGCUCAACACAACCUUACUCCUCCACCCACGCUCUAUCCUCAGCGGCCAAUGUUGACCCCGGAAGUCAAUCAUGUGCCACGGUAUAAUUUGGCCAGUGCUUCAGAGCUCAGUUAUACUAAAACAAAACGUACGGAUAUUAAUGUUUGAAGAAUAUAUACGUUUUAUAGUCAAUAGUUUGGUAACCAUAUUGUGAUUUUUUUAUAUUUAAAAAAAACUGAUGUCAUGUGCUUUAUUUUUCUACAAGUUCCUUGUUGAACUGGCCAAUUAUUUAUUUUUGGAAGUUUUGGCCUCCUCUCAGCUUGUAAUAUUGCUACCAAUAAUCAAGUGUAUAAUUCAAUUAUCAGUUUGCUGAAUAGAGUAACAUGGUUUUUGCUA
Molecule: messenger RNA, 1930 nt
Organism: Chenopodium quinoa (quinoa)
Lineage: Eukaryota; Viridiplantae; Streptophyta; Magnoliopsida; Caryophyllales; Amaranthaceae
Product: small GTPase LIP1-like
Exons: 7
Coding region: 683-1702 (339 amino acids)
Biological process (GO): intracellular protein transport
Cellular component (GO): endomembrane system
Molecular function (GO): GTP binding; GTPase activity
Source: RefSeq, a predicted model, not a curated record